This is a messenger RNA of Penaeus vannamei (Pacific white shrimp), 546 nucleotides long. NCBI's taxonomy places the organism in Eukaryota, Metazoa, Arthropoda, Malacostraca, Decapoda, Penaeidae. The record is from RefSeq and is a predicted model, not a curated record.
AUGAUAUUCAUCUUCAUUUACACGUCACACUUGUAUAGGACACAACGUGAUUGGUCGCAAAAAUCGCGUGCCAUAAGGAGUCAUGUUUUGAUUGGCUGUAGAAAUCACGUGACCGAAAUCCUAUCUUUUGAUUGGCUCUUCUCGAUCUUUGGGUUUUCGACGAAGGUUAUAAAAACUCGAAACUCUUGCACGCGAUCCUCAUUUCUCCCACGCAAUCAUGAGGAAGAAGAAGGUGAAAAUCAGGGUAAGCAAGUCGCAGAAGGCCGGUCUGAUCUUACCGGUCGCCGCAUCGAGCGCUACUUGAGGGCGGGGCAGUGGAACCCGCGGACGAGUCCUCUCUCGGCGGUGUACAUCUCGGCCACCCUGGAGCACAUCCUGCGGCGCAUCCUGGCCCAGUCCAUGGCGUGGGCCGACGCCAUGAAGCGCGUCCGCAUAACGCCGCUCUUCAUCGCGCUCGCCGUCAAGGCCGACCCCGACCUCAAUGAUCUACUCGGAAACACGAUGUUCAAGGACGGCCGCCCAGCAGAGUUCGUGGCCGUCUUUUAA